GUAUGCGUAGACACCAGGAAUUUUUCGAUCAUUGAUUUUCUCCCCUUUCCAUUUUCAACAAGCUAAGUAUUUAAUGGAUACCCACGUUGAUUUCUUCGCAUUAUUGUCUCUCUCCAAAUAUCUCUGAUUUCUGACCUGAUUGGGGCGAUCGCAGCUCCGCCCUCUGCGAUCAUGUCGCCCGACCGCCCAAACCUAUGGCGAAUACUCUCCGACACCUCCUCCCUAAUCAACGCCCACUCCCUCCAUUUCACGGCGCUCUUAAUCCUCUUCCUCUUCCCCUCAUCCUUCGCCACCGUCGUCUAUUUCCUACUCUCCCUCCCCAAUAACCCACUCCAAACCCUCCAACCCAUCUUCUCCGCCGCGGACUACCAAAUUCCGGCCGUCGGAGCGUCUCACCUCCUCGUCUCCCUCAUCUCCCUCAUCUUCACCAUCUGCGCCACCGCUUCCAUCUCCAGCAGCACUUUCAACGCCUUCUACGGCCAACCUGUGGAGCUCGCCACCGCCCUAAAAUCCGCCCUCGUCAAGUUCCUCCCGCUCCUCGCUACCACUCUCGUCGUCCAGAUCGUAAUCGGAGUGAUCGUCUUCGUCUUCAUAGGGUUUCUGGCCAUCACCAGCAACGGGAUCGCCGAUUCGUACAAUCAAUACUAUCUGGCGAUUUGCAUCGCGGUGGCGCUGCUGUUUGUGGCGCUGCUGAUCUACUUGCAGAUCGAGUGGAGCCUGUCGAACGCGGUGGUGGUGCUGGAGUCGGAUUGGGGAUUCGCGGCGCUGAAGCGGAGCUCGUACCUGGUGAAAGGGGCGUGGGGGGUCAUGUUCUCGUUCAUGCUCUUCUUCAUGAUUUUGGCGGGUGUUUUUGUGAUUUGCUUUUUCAAAUAUGUGAUGAUUGAGUAUGGGAGCGGCGGCGAUGGCUGGAAUUGUUGGUUGGUUUGGAAGAUUGCUGCUUUUGCUGCUUUUUCCUCUGUAUUGUCGCUCUAUAGCGUGGCUGCUCUCACCGUUUUCUUCAUCUACUGCAAAGCUUCCCGCCAUGAGUUGCACUUUGAGAUUGAUGCCCCAAAUGGAAAGCUUGGUGAUGACUAUGCUCCCUUGCCUUACGAUGUUAUUGUGUGAAAUAAUUGAAGUAAGAAUCUACAGAUAUUGCUGGUUUUGUAUGUGUAAUUCUAGUAUAUCCUGAUAAUGUUUUGUCUAAAUUUGAAGUGAGAAUCUACAAUUCUUGCUUGUUUUGUAUGUUAUAUGUACGUUACUUGGAAUAAAAGUUUGUUUUGCUCU
Molecule: messenger RNA, 1263 nt
Organism: Salvia hispanica
Lineage: Eukaryota; Viridiplantae; Streptophyta; Magnoliopsida; Lamiales; Lamiaceae
Source: RefSeq, a predicted model, not a curated record